Molecule: messenger RNA, 1875 nt
Organism: Episyrphus balteatus (marmalade hoverfly)
Lineage: Eukaryota; Metazoa; Arthropoda; Insecta; Diptera; Syrphidae
Product: glucose dehydrogenase [FAD, quinone]
Exons: 2
Coding region: 1-1875 (624 amino acids)
Molecular function (GO): oxidoreductase activity, acting on CH-OH group of donors; flavin adenine dinucleotide binding
Source: RefSeq, a predicted model, not a curated record
AUGAGUAGUGCAAUUGUUGGUGCAGCAAAUGCUAUAGGUGGCGCUGUAAGUGCAGCUACAAGUGCCGGUUGGUUUAUUCCAAUGUUAGUAGCUGCCAUAGCAUAUUUUCAAUAUGAAGAAAUCAUGGAUCCCGAGUCGAGAAUUGUUCCUUCCGAAGUCAUCUUGGAUCAUUAUGAUUUUAUUAUAAUAGGGGCGGGUUCAGCGGGAGCUGUUGUUGCUAAUCGAUUGACAGAAGUCGAGAAUUGGAAUGUUCUGCUGAUAGAAGCUGGUGGCGAUGAAACAGAAAUAUCAGAUGUACCUUUAAUGGCUGGAUACUUGCAGUUGAGUAAAAUGGAUUGGAAAUAUAAAACUGAACCAUCAGGGAAAAGUUGUUUAGCUAUGAAUAAUGGUCGUUGCAAUUGGCCACGAGGAAAGGUCCUUGGAGGCUCUAGUGUUCUUAAUUACAUGCUUUAUCUUCGAGGCAGUAAAAUCGACUAUGACAAUUGGGAAGCUGCAGGCAAUCCAGGUUGGGGAUAUCGAGAUGCCUUGUAUUACUUUAAAAAAUCAGAAGACAAUACCAAUCCUUACCUAGCGAGCACUCCAUAUCACUCUACUGGAGGUUAUUUGACUGUAGGUGAGGCACCUUUCCACACACCAUUGGCAGCAUCUUUUGUAGAAGCUGGAGUUGAAAUGGGUUACGAAAAUCGCGACUUGAAUGGAGAGAAACAAGCUGGUUUCAUGAUUGCUCAGGGAACAACUCGUCGUGGAAGUCGAUGCAGUACGGCAAAGGCUUUUCUUAGACCAGCUGGGCUAAGACCGAAUUUACACAUAACGACUUUUUCACAUGUUACCAGGAUUAUGAUUGAUCCUGUAACUAAAGUCGCGUUCGGAGUGGAGUUCGUGAAGGAACGCAGAAUCUACCAUGUUAGAGCUACAAAGGAGGUUAUUUUGUCAGGAGGAUCAAUCAAUUCUCCGCAGAUUUUGAUGCUCUCUGGAAUUGGACAGAGGAAAGAACUUGCAAAGCAUCGAAUUCCAGUCAUAAAAGAGCUAAGUGUUGGAGAAAACAUGCAGGAUCACAUUGGAUUAGGUGGAUUGACAUUUUUGGUCAACCAACCUGUGUCGAUAGUUGAAAGUCGAUUCCAUUCUGUAUCAACGGUUUUGCAAUAUGCUGUAUUUGGUCAAGGCCCACUCACAAUUUUAGGAGGCGUUGAAGGACUGGCAUUUGUCAAUACGAAAUAUGCAAAUAAAUCUCUCGAUUGGCCCGAUAUUGAGUUUCAUUUUGUAUCAGGUUCAACAAAUUCCGAUGGAGGAUCUCAGCUACGAAAGGCUCACGGACUUACAGAUAAAUUUUACGGUACAGUUUUUGAAAAAAUCAAUAACUUUGAUGCUUGGAGUAUAAUUCCAAUGUUAUUGCGACCCCGUAGUACGGGUUCAAUAAAACUUCGAAGUGGUAAUCCUUUUGAUUAUCCCUACAUCUAUCCAAACUAUUUAUCUGAUGAUUUUGAUACAAAAACAUUGGUCGAAGGUGUUAAGAUUGCGGUGGCUUUAUCAAGAACAAAGUCCAUGCAAAGAUUUGGUUCAAAGAUAUCAGCCAUCAAAUGGCCAGGUUGUCUGCAUAUACAAAUGUUUACAGAUGAAUAUUGGGAAUGUAUGAUUCGACAGUACACAGUUACCAUCUAUCAUCCGGUGGGAACUUGCAAGAUGGGUCCAUAUUGGGAUCCAGAUGCUGUUGUAGAUCCUCAAUUGAGAGUAUACGGUAUUAGAGGAUUGCGAGUCAUCGAUGCAAGUAUAAUGCCAAAAUUAGUAAGUGCGAAUACGAAUGCACCGACUAUUAUGAUUGCGGAAAAGGGUUCAGAUAUGAUUAAGGAAUUUUGGAUAAAGAAUUCUGUUAUUUAA